Molecule: messenger RNA, 1022 nt
Organism: Fulmarus glacialis (Northern fulmar)
Lineage: Eukaryota; Metazoa; Chordata; Aves; Procellariiformes; Procellariidae
Gene: RNF41
Product: ring finger protein 41, E3 ubiquitin protein ligase
Exons: 7
Coding region: 180-1022 (280 amino acids)
Biological process (GO): regulation of canonical NF-kappaB signal transduction; positive regulation of JNK cascade; protein K63-linked ubiquitination
Cellular component (GO): plasma membrane signaling receptor complex
Molecular function (GO): ubiquitin protein ligase activity; zinc ion binding
Source: RefSeq, a predicted model, not a curated record
CCUGCGUCGCAGCGGCUCUUCGCCCUCGAAGAACGACAUCUUAAACUGUAGAAGAGGAAGGGGAAAAGAUGGGCCAUUGGGAGCGUCUCCCUGAAAAGAGCCAGCCCAGCCCAGCCCUGCCUCUUUGCUACUUAGGGAGGAAUUCUGCCUCGGAAGGGUUCUGGCAUCGGUGAUGAGCAAUGGGGUAUGAUGUAGCACGUUUUCAGGGGGAUGUUGAUGAAGACCUUAUAUGCCCCAUCUGCAGCGGGGUCCUGGAGGAGCCGGUUCAGGCUCCUCACUGCGAGCACGCCUUCUGCAAUGCCUGCAUCACCCAGUGGUUCUCCCAGCAGCAGACGUGCCCCGUGGACCGCAGCGUCGUGACGGUUGCCCACCUCCGCCCCGUCCCGCGGAUCAUGCGUAAUAUGCUCUCGAAGCUGCAGAUCACUUGCGACAACGCUGUUUUCGGCUGUACGGCAGUUGUGCGACUUGACAACCUGAUGUCUCACCUCAAUGACUGCGAGCACAAUCCAAAGCGCCCGGUGACUUGCGAGCAGGGAUGCGGCUUGGAAAUGCCCAAAGAUGAGCUGCCAAACCACAACUGCAUCAAGCACUUGAGGUCUGUGGUGCAACAGCAGCAGACGAGAAUCGCUGAGCUGGAGAAGACCUCAGCAGAGCACAAGCACCAGCUGGCCGAGCAGAAACGGGACAUUCAGUUGCUGAAGGCCUACAUGCGCGCCAUCCGCAGCGUCAACCCCAACCUGCAGAACCUGGAGGAGACCAUCGAGUACAAUGAAAUCCUGGAGUGGGUGAACUCCCUGCAGCCGGCCCGCGUGACGCGGUGGGGUGGAAUGAUCUCCACGCCGGACGCGGUGCUGCAGGCCGUCAUCAAGCGCUCGCUGGUGGAGAGCGACUAUGUGGCCAAGCGCAUCCCCGGCAAGCAGGCCGUGGUGGUGAUGGCCUGCGAAAACCAGCACAUGGGCGAGGACAUGGUGCUAGAGCCGGGACUGGUGAUGAUAUUUGCACACGGAGUGGAGGAAAUCUAA